AUGUACUCAACACGCGAGGUUAUCAAGACUGCUCUUGAUGCGUACCGCGCACACAUAGCUGGACGCAACCGCCGAGCCCUUGAAGUCUACGUGCAACUCGCGACGCAGGCUGAGCUAGACUCGGAAGACUGGGGAAAUGAAGCCGAAGACAUGAGGGUAGACUGUUUUGGGAGCCUCCUGGGUCGGAAUGAUGCCCGGACCUUGGUAUCGAGCCCAGAGGAUAUGCUCACAAAGUUUGACGAACUUGCAUCGCUUUGCGAUCUUGACGGUUGUGGAGGACCUAUUCCGACCAGCCAUGAUCGAGAGUCGUAUUUCUCCCGUCUAGAAACCGCUUUGAAGGCAAAAUGUCUCCAAGAGGUUCGCGAUAGCAUCACUGCCCCCCCGAGCUUCGCAUUCUUGCCGAGCCAUAUUCUGGACCGGGUCAAGCCCUCAGACGUAGUCUAUGAUCGAUGUCACGGUCAAGAAACCUAA
Colletotrichum paranaense is the source of this 471-nucleotide messenger RNA. RefSeq lists its product as uncharacterized. NCBI's taxonomy places the organism in Eukaryota, Fungi, Ascomycota, Sordariomycetes, Glomerellales, Glomerellaceae. The coding region runs from base 1 to 471 and encodes 156 amino acids. The transcript is spliced from 3 exons. The record is from RefSeq and is a predicted model, not a curated record.